This is a messenger RNA of Oncorhynchus tshawytscha (Chinook salmon), 937 nucleotides long. Its product is annotated as endophilin-A1-like. Gene Ontology annotation, cellular component: cytoplasm; glutamatergic synapse; presynapse. The coding region runs from base 230 to 904 and encodes 224 amino acids. The record is from RefSeq and is a predicted model, not a curated record. The transcript is spliced from 6 exons. NCBI's taxonomy places the organism in Eukaryota, Metazoa, Chordata, Actinopteri, Salmoniformes, Salmonidae. Gene Ontology annotation, biological process: synaptic vesicle uncoating. Gene Ontology annotation, molecular function: protein binding.
CUGACGUCACUGGCGUGUCGUACAUGUGGGUUUGACAUUCGGUAGACUAUGCUGAUCACUGAUCACGGCCCCCGCUCAAAGGAGAUUCCCAAUAGUUAAGAGCAAUACAGAGGGGUUUUCCUCGGAAGCAAUAUCAUACCACGCAAUUAGGAGCCGAGAUUCCUGCAAAACAAUCCCACAUCAGCUCGUAAUCCAUCUAGAAUCGUCGUGUAUAGCAGCAGCAGGAGCCAUGUCUGUAGCUGGGUUUAAGAAACAGUUCCACAAAGCUACUCAGAGGGUGAGUGAGAAGGUUGGGGGAGCAGAGGGGACUAAACAUGAUGAUGACUUCACUGAAAUGGAGAAGAAGGUGGACACCACCAGUAGGGCGGUGAUGGACAUUAUGACCAAGACCACUGAGUAUCUGCAGCCCAACCCAGCCUCCAGAGCCAAGAUGACCAUGAUCAACUCCAUGUCUAAGAUGCGUGGCCAGGAGAAGGGUCUGGGCUACAUCCAGACCGAGACCGUCCUGGGAGAGUCCAUGCAGAAGUUUGGCAGGGAGCUCGGGGAAGAGUCCAACUUUGGCCUGGCUCUGAUCGAUGCUGGGGAGUCCAUGCGUGAGCUGGGGGAGGUGAAGGACGCUCUCGACAUGGAGGUCAAGCAGAACUUCCUGGACCCGCUGCAGACCCUCCACGACAAAGACCUCAAGGAGAUUGCGCAUCACCUGAAGAAACUGGAAGGCCGCCGUCUGGACUUCGACUACAAGAAGAAGCGUCAGGGCAAGGUGACGGACGACGAGAUCAAACAGGCUCUGGAGAAGUUUGACGAUACCAAGGAGAUUGCUGAGCUCAGCAUGUUCAACCUGUUGGAGAGUGAUGUAAGGAAUAUGUUUCUACCGUUACACACACACUGUGUGGGAAGUAGGUAGGUGUGUGUGUGUGUGCGCGCGCGAUGACCCACC